CGACUUCGCAUACUCUGAUGUCCUCAAUACUAAGUCUCUUGUAGUCACACAAUCGAUCGGCAUCCUAUUGGGCGCAACAUGAAAAUUGACGGCCGAACAUUCAUCAUAUCUGGCGGGUAGGUUUCAUGUAUACAGUCCCUUGAGUCUUACCCUGCUUGUUCACAGGUCACAAUCACAUGCUAUCAUCUGUCUUCAUGCCACCCAGCGUGUCAGUCGGUACACUGACAUACUUACACUCAUACUCUCAUCCACUUUUACAUAUUGUUACACGCAGUACUGAUGUCAUAAAUAGUGCCUCUGGGCUGGGCCAAGCGUGCGUAGAGAUGAUCGUCGCCUCUGGCGGCUAUGUAGCAGUUCUCGAUAUGAACGAUGAGAACGGCGCCGACGUCGUCUCAAAGCUCGGGCCCCAGACCAAGUACUUCAACUGCAACGUCCUCGAGACCGAUAGCAUCAAGGCAGCGGUUGAGGGAGCCGUGGCAUGGGCCAAGGACACGGCCAAGCCACUGGGAGGCGUGAUACCAGCUGCAGGUGUCAGCACGCCGGCAACAAUGCUCGACCGUGACGGCAACGCGAUGAGUCUCGACGACUUUGAUUUUGUCAUGAACGUCAACCUGCGAGGAACCAUCGACCUCGUCCGGCAGUCUGUUGUCCACAUUGCAAAAGUGGAGCCUUCCAAAUCUGACGGCGAGCGCGGCAUUGUCAUCAUGGUUGCUUCAUCAGCGGCGUUCGAUGGGCAAAAGGGCCAAGUUUCCUACUCGGCCUCCAAGGGUGCUGUCACUGCGAUGACUCUGCCUAUGACCAGGGACUUGGCGCGCUAUGGUAUCAGAGUGGUAACUAUCGCGCCGAGUUUGUUUGCAAGUAGAAUGACGAGCAUGAUGAGCGACAAGGUCAGAGCUAGUCUGGAGAAGGCCAUGGAGUUCCCUAGACGCGAGGGCCAACCGGGCGAGUUUGCCGCUCUGGCUAAACACGCCAUCGAGAAUGUCAUGUUAAACGGGACCGUCUUGCGGCUGGACGGUGGUAUGAGGAUGCCUAGUAAGAUGUGAAAAAAACCUAUUCGUGUAAGCAUAUAUAAUUAUUGUUGUGAUCAAACGCUAAGCAGCUUGCGGGCCCACCGGCGUUGCUUUUGUUAGGGGCUGGGGGGUGAGGGCAGUUGGCGGAUGUGACAUAUCCAAUCACUUGACUUAAAGCUCCAUUCAACACAACAUUAUGGCAGGUGAGACAAAUAGAAGGCUGCGACAGAACAAAAUCAUCAUAUCCGAGCGUCCAUACCUAUGGUGCAUGCCAACUAACUAGACCAUAGCAUUGUCAUCGUACAACUAAUUGAUGGGUGGUCGUCUCCAUUCUGAGCAAAGCAACAUGAAUACAUAUUUUGCUUGACCAACUCGACCCUUGACAAGCCCUGUCCGUCUCACAAUACGUAAA
This is a messenger RNA of Truncatella angustata, 1422 nucleotides long. RefSeq lists its product as uncharacterized. The transcript has 2 exons. Bases 177 to 1043 code for a protein of 288 amino acids. NCBI's taxonomy places the organism in Eukaryota, Fungi, Ascomycota, Sordariomycetes, Amphisphaeriales, Sporocadaceae. The record is from RefSeq and is a predicted model, not a curated record.